Messenger RNA from Heterotrigona itama, 1119 nucleotides. The record is from the annotation of a GenBank genome assembly. NCBI's taxonomy places the organism in Eukaryota, Metazoa, Arthropoda, Insecta, Hymenoptera, Apidae.
GCAUUGGACACAUAUGUUUCAGGUAUUGAUGUCAGAUUAUACAUGCUGGCAAUCUUGUUACCUCUGAUUUUCGUCAAUUGGAUCAGGAAUUUGAAGUUCUUGGCGCCGUGUUCCACGGUGGCCAACUUUAUUACAUUCAUCAGCUUCGGCAUAAUAUUGUAUUAUAUAUUUAGAGAGCCUUUGACAUUCGAACAUCGUGAAGUGAUCGGCAAUGUGGAGAAUUUCCCCCUUUACUUUGGCACCGUGCUAUUCGCUCUCGAAGCUAUUGGCGUGGUGAGUAAAUACUCGCUUGAAGUGAACGAAAUUUUUGUCCCCUUAAUUGGAAGGUUUUUGAUACUGCCGUUGGAAAACGAAAUGAAGAAGCCCAAGGUGUUCAUGCGCACGUUCGGCGUUCUAAACAUAGGAAUGGGCACGAUUGUAUUCCUCUAUACGGCGCUUGGUUUCUUUGGAUACAUUCGCUAUGGCAGUGCCAUCGAGGGUAGCAUCACCUUAAGCUUAAACGAGCCAUUGCUCCUCGCCAAAAGUGUUCAAAUCUUACUGGCUAUCGCCAUCUUCUUCACUCAUCCGAUUCAGUGUUACGUGGCGAUCGACAUUGCAUGGAACGAGUACAUCGCUCCGAAUUUCGAGAAGAAUUCGCACAAGGUGUUGUGGGAGUAUGUCGUCAGAACAUCGCUCGUCCUUCUCACAUUUCUGUUAGCCGUGGUGAUCCCUGAAUUGGACCUCUUCAUAUCCUUGUUCGGUGCUCUGUGCCUCUCUGGCUUGGGGCUGGCGUUCCCCGCGAUCAUUCAAAUAUGCACGUUCUGGCACCAGUGCGACCGUACAGGAAAGGCCAUAAUGCUGGCGAAGAACAUGUCGCUGGUUCUCUUCGCUUUUCUUGGUUUCGUGGUUGAAGAGCAGGAGGAGGAAGAAAAUGAAGAAGUAGAAGAAGGAACGAAAGGACGGAAGAAACGUCGGAAGAACGAAAACGACGAGGAUGAAAGUGUGGCAAAUGUGAUAACACCCUGUGCUUCAUUAGACAGCACGGCGAAUGGAAUUUUAUACUGGAUUAGCGAUAGUUUGAUAAUACUUGAUCAGUUAGAUGGAGAAUCGUUCAUUUAUGAAUUUGCAGGAGUAGACUGA